Messenger RNA from Colletotrichum acutatum, 2171 nucleotides. RefSeq names its product peptidase family M3. Gene Ontology annotation, molecular function: metalloendopeptidase activity. Bases 1 to 2160 code for a protein of 719 amino acids. Gene Ontology annotation, biological process: proteolysis; peptide metabolic process. The transcript is spliced from 5 exons. The record is from RefSeq and is a predicted model, not a curated record. Gene Ontology annotation, cellular component: mitochondrial intermembrane space. Lineage: Eukaryota; Fungi; Ascomycota; Sordariomycetes; Glomerellales; Glomerellaceae.
AUGCCCCGCCAACCACCACAACCCCUCGCCCGCUUCCUCGCCGCAGACGAAAUCGUCCCCACGGUCCAGCGCGUCCUCGCAACCCAACGUGCCGCCCGCGAAAACGCAGCCGCGACCAUCACGCCCUCCGAGGCGACCUUCGCCAACACCAUCGCAUCCUUCCUGCGCGCCGACGAUGAAACGCAGGGCGAGACGGGCUCCUUUAGCGUGCUGCGCUUCUCUGGCCCGGACAAGGCAACCGCCGAGGCCGUGGAGGAAGGUAUGAGGCUCUGGUCCGCGUCUACGGCGGAGAGGUUACGGAUGAAGGGGGUCUAUGAGCUUGUUAACGCCGUCAGGGAGCGGGAUGAGAAGGAGCUUGGGGAGGAGGAGAAGAAGAUCGUGAAGGAUUUGUGGCUGGAUUAUCGCGGGGCUGGGCAUGGGGUUUUGGAUGAGGAGGGAAUUCGGGUGUAUUUGGAGCGGAGGGAGAUUAUUGAGGAGUUGAAGAGGGCGUUUAGGAAGAAUCUGUACCAGGGUGGCGGAGGCCUCUGGCUCACGGAAGCGGAGCUGGAGGGUGUACCGAGAGCAGAGAUGGAGAGAUGGAAAGUCGGACGGGACGAAGACGUGCCGGAGGAAAGGAGCAAGAGGUUAGUUACGCUGGAAAGGGCGGAUUAUGACGCUGUGCUGCGGCAUGCGCGUGACCCGGAGACAAGGAGGCGUGUGUAUGUUGCCUUUGAUAACCGGUUCCCUGAGAACGUGCCGCUGUUCAAGGAGAUGCUCGUCCUACGAGACGAGAAUGCGAGGAUGUUGGGAUAUGGGAGCCACGCGGAGUUCCGAAUCGAGAGGAGGGUUGCGCCGUCGACUGGGUGGGUUGAGGGGUUCUUGGGACGGUUGAGUAAAGGGUUGGAGCCUCGGGGAAGGGAAGAAAUGACGAGGAUUGCGGAGAGGAAGAGGACCGACUUGGGGAUUGUUCAUGAGGAGAAGGAUAGCGAGGAAGGGAGGAUUCUGCCAUGGGAUUUUGAGUACUAUACAAGACUCCUUGAGGAAGAGGCGGACGUUGACCAGGAGAAGAUUUCCGAGUAUUUCCCCCUAAAUCACACCCUAUCGGCCAUGUUGGGUUUGUUUUCCGAGUUUCUGGGUCUUGAAUUCGAAACUGUACCGGAUCAAGAUCUAGUUGGGAAGAUAUGGGAUAAGGAGGUACAAGUUUGGGCCGUCUGGGAAGGGAGAGGAGAGAGAAAGGGGGAAUUUGUGGGAUAUCUGUACGCUGACGUUCUCUGGCGAGAAGGAAAAUACCGAACGGCGUGCAAUGUUAACCUGCAAUGCGGUUACUUAAAGGAGGAUGGCAGUAGAGUCUACCCUGCCACGGUGCUCAUGUGUGCCUUCCAGCCCCCUACAGCCGCGUCUUGUGCGCUGUUGAAGCAUCGCGAGGUCGUUACUUUGUUCCACGAGCUGGGCCAUGGACUUCACGAUCUUGUAUCCCGCACAAAGCACACCCGCUUCCACGGAUCGCGCGUGGCACCCGACUUCGGCGAGGCGCCGAGCACGAUGCUGGAGAAGUGGUGCUGGAUGCCAGACGAGCUCGUCAAGAUGGGACGGCACUACACGCGCGUCAAUACGGCGUACAUGGCGAAGUGGAGGGAGGAUCAUGCGGAUGGCAAAGAGCCCCCGCCGGAAACGAUGCCAAAGGAGUUGGCAGACAGGUUGGUCAAGAGUCGAGAGCUGAAUCGGGGUCUGUGGUUCCUUAGGCAGCUGGUAUUUGCCACGUUUGAUAUGAUGGUGAACAAUCAAGAGUCGACCGAGGCUCUGAGAGAGAUGGACGAAUUGAAGCUUUACAACGACCUUCAGGAUUCCAUGACACUCAGGCCGAAUCCUGAUAAGAGGGGGUACGGACUAGUUCACUCCACGCAUCUUAUCGAGCUCUACGAUGCGGGCUACUACGCCUACAUGAGCGCCCAAGCAUUCGCGGCCUCGCUCUUCGAGUCGUGCUUCGCCAAGGAUCCCCGCAGUCCUGAAGCCUGGGACCUGUAUCGAAGAGGAAUCCUCGAGUACGGCGGCAGCAGAGACGAAAUGGAGAUGAUGAAAGAGUUUCUGGGUCGGGAGCCCGGGCCGGAUGCGUUGCUGAGAAGUCUCGGGUUAUCGGAGGGUGAUGGGAGUGACGUUGGACCAACGGCGGCAUCGACUUGAAAUCAUUUGCG